This is a messenger RNA of Dentiscutata heterogama, 232 nucleotides long. The record is from the annotation of a GenBank genome assembly. NCBI's taxonomy places the organism in Eukaryota, Fungi, Glomeromycota, Glomeromycetes, Diversisporales, Gigasporaceae.
AUGGAUAAAAUAACAAUAUCGGAUGCUUUUACCGCUGAGGAUAUCAAAUUUUUAGCGGAAUAUGAAUUAAUAACGAUUGAGCCAUUUUUUAAUGCGGAUGAAUUUACUCUUUCUGGAAUUCGGUAUGGUCCAUUUAGUCCUCUAAGAAAGACCAAUGUACCUAUUUGGGUAGCCCUAAAAUUAAAAUCUCAGAAAUUAUGUAAAAUUGUCUCUCCUUCAUGGUUCACCGUCG